This is a messenger RNA of Saccostrea cuccullata (small rock oyster), 1103 nucleotides long. RefSeq lists its product as uncharacterized. NCBI's taxonomy places the organism in Eukaryota, Metazoa, Mollusca, Bivalvia, Ostreida, Ostreidae. The record is from RefSeq and is a predicted model, not a curated record. The transcript is spliced from 6 exons. The coding region runs from base 16 to 1092 and encodes 358 amino acids.
CUGUCACAUAAAAUCAUGGACGAUGAUGAAGUUCCUCCAUUGGAGGACAUGUCAGAAAUCUUACAACAAGCAGAGGUCAUCAGGUCAAAGGUUAAUAGUUCAAAGGGUAAACAGUCUGUUGACCCCAGCCCCAGGGGAGCAGUUCCACAGAAGGGUCAGGGUACUGAGAAACCAAAAGAAAAAUCAUCAGAUACUCAAAAGGUAAAAUCAGCAGAGAAAAAUGUGAACAGUACGCCCUCCAAAUCUUCUUCAGCCAGUUUUGGAGGGUUCAAGAAAGGAUUUUUAUUUGGAGGAAACAGUUCUUCUAAGUCAGACUCACAGGCGACGAGUUCAUCUCCCUCUGGAUCAGUUGCCAAGAGUUCAUCUGACCUUCCGUAUAUAACCAAGAAAUCUACCAGUGAAAGUCGUGAACUGCCAGAGGUUCAACAAACAUUGUCUGCAGAGGCUCAGAAAAUAGCACAAAACAAAGACGAGUGGUUGACUGAUGGCCUGAUGAAGAAGAUUGAAGCUAAUGAUGCGCUGUUUAAGAAGCUGGGAGAUCCACGGUAUGUGGAGGCUGUCAACCAAUUCCAGACCGACCCGGUCAGAGCCAUGGAGCAGUACAAAGACAACCAGGAAAUCCAGGAAUUCCUCACCUCAUUCUGCAAAGUCAUGGGUGAACAUUUUACUGGCUUGGCUGAUCAACAGGACAAAGCGGCCAAACCCAGUAAACCUGCUCCUCCACCCAGUAAAAUCGUGGAGCUCAACUCAGACUCGGAAGUCAACAGGGCAAAGACUACACCCUCCCACAGCAUCAACCCUAACAGGUCAGAGACUGUGUACACAAGGUCACCAGCAGAGGGCGCUGACAUGUCAGUCAGGAGCUCCACCAAUCCUAACCAGGCUACUGCAGAGGAUGAGAGGAGAAUGCAGGAGAUUCUAGCCAAUCCAGAGAUCCGUGACAUUCUUAUGGAUCCACAAAUAAUGAAUCUGAUUGAAACUCUGAAGUUUAAUCCUGAUGAGGGAGCCAGGAUUCUACAAAACUCAGACCUGGAAUUGAGAGGGAAAGUCAACAAGUUAGUACAGUGUGGACUACUACAGUUCCAGGGCUAGAGAGAGAGAGA